This is a messenger RNA of Capronia epimyces CBS 606.96, 399 nucleotides long. RefSeq lists its product as uncharacterized. NCBI's taxonomy places the organism in Eukaryota, Fungi, Ascomycota, Eurotiomycetes, Chaetothyriales, Herpotrichiellaceae. The transcript has a single exon. The coding region runs from base 1 to 399 and encodes 132 amino acids. The record is from RefSeq and is a predicted model, not a curated record.
AUGUCCAUUUUCCAUCUUCAAAGCCCCAGAAGCGAAUCAACCAGGCCAGUCAAGCACGAGUCUCCAGUGUACCGCCGGACUUCAGCAAUUCGAGCAAACGUCAUGGUGUUGAUGCUACAGGACAAAUGGCGGCUGAUCAAGGAGAAUUGCCGGUUACUGUACCCUAUGGUCUUCUGUAACCCGGUUCUGAUUCUCCACUUCGUCAACGGACUGCUCAGCUUUCUGCAACCCAAUACUGUGUACGAUCCGACCUUCGACACGUGGAUCAACCCUCACUUGGACGUGCACGCCGACGACGAAAUUUGCAAGGUGUUUACCGUUCUUGUGGUUGUUCUGCAGUUAGCUGUGUAUCGCCCGAGUCUCGACAAUGGCGAUGAUACCCCAAAUGACGGGGGGUAA